CCCACUCGGCCACUAUCAAUCGAUCAGAGAGCGGAAGAUGGCGGAGCGUCGAGUCUGAGCAACGACAUCGAUCGCCGGAUAACUCGAUCGGACGCAAUCGCUCGAGUGUGUAAAAUUGAUCAAGUACGUCCAGGUUUUUUUAGGUAAAAGCAAUGGCUAUAAAAUGAACAUUUAAACGGUGUGACGAUGAGCCGAAUACGGGUGUUAACAACGCGUCAUUCCUGAAGCAAAACACAACAGAAGCUGAGGACACUUUCAGACCGUCUCCUGUCACCUCCAUCUUGUUUCACUGCUCCAGCCGCGGCCAGGCACGCUAAAUUAAUCCCGGAGCCCAAGAACAGAGGACUUCUAAUCAAUCCGCAACAUCGUCAACCUGCUAGUGGAGGGAUAAAGUAGGCCUGUGUGGCUGAAGUCUCCCCAGGCUGUUCUGCUACAGAUUAUCCAAGGCAAGAGCCUGACAUAUCCCAGGUGGCAGUCAUGGACUUUCCAUGGCACAGCGGGAAGGUUUUAGAGCAGCUGAACCAUCAGCGUCAGCAGGAUCUCUUGUGCGACUGCACGUUUGUCGUGGAUGGAGUGGAUUUCAAAGCACACAAGGCCGUACUGGCAGCAUGUAGCACUUACUUCCAAGCUCUCUUUCUUGACCAGAAGGAUGUUGUUCAUUUGGAUAUCAGUAAUGCCUCAGGCCUUGGACAAAUCCUUGAAUUUAUGUACACGGCUAAGCUUACGCUGAACCCUCAGAAUGUCGAGGACGUGCUGGCUGUAGCCACUUUUCUUCAAAUGCAAGAAAUUGUCAAUGCGUGCUCUGCUUAUAAGUCACUCACAGGACCACCAGUGAUAAACAAUGCCGUAUCAAGUCCAUCUGAGCAACAUCAGAAGCUGGAUAAAGAAGACAGUGACGCUUCAAUAGAGCAUCAGGACAGUCAUGUCUCGUCUCAGAGCGGUGGUCCUGAGGCAGACGAAGCUCCUUCAACAUCAGUGACAUCAGAAGAGCAGCAGGCGAGGUGUAGCACUACUGAAAGACAAAGCACAGGAAGUCAAAGUGCAGGAGUUAGGGUAGGAAGACCGAACAAGCUCAGCCAGAACUCUAAGCUCAAGGAGCAGGAGGAGAGCACAACAAAGGAUCUCAUGGCGUAUCAGGAUGACCUGUCUGAUGCUGAUUACACACCAAAAAUAUCACAAAGAGCUGUGACUAGGAGGUCCUGCGUAAGUACACGGAGAAGCAAAUCAAAGUCCAUCGCUCACUGUGUGUCCACACCAGUGACAGAUGAUAGUAGCGAAGAAACUUUGCCAAAAGCCACGAUUGAAGAAAAUAAAAGAGAAGAACUGAAACAGGAAGAGGAGGCCGACGAAGAGGAGGAGCAUACAGAGCAGGAGGAUGAAGGAGAGAUGGAUGUAGAUGAUGCAGAAGGAGAAACAGAUGAAGGAGAAGAAAAGUGUCUAAGAUCUGGGGUCAUUGCUGAUCGCAGUGAGUCCAGAUCGUACGGGUCCGUCACACACAAAUGUGAGGACUGUGGGAAGAAGUUCACCCACACUGGGAAUUUUAAACGACACAUGCGCAUCCACACAGGAGAAAAGCCCUUCAGCUGCAGGGACUGUAACAAGGCGUUCUCAGACCCAGCCGCAUGCAAAGCUCAUGAAAAAACCCACAGCCCUGUAAAGCCAUACUGUUGUUCCACAUGUGGGAAGAGCUACCGGCAGAUCAGCCUGCUCAACCUACACAGGAAGCGGCACACCGGAGAGGCACGCUACAGCUGCGAUGACUGCGGCAAACUCUUCACCACCUCGGGUAACCUGAAGCGCCACCAGCUGGUGCAUAGUGGCAAGAAGCCGUACCACUGUGACUACUGCGAGCGGGCUUUCUCCGACCCCACGGCCAAAAUGCGCCACCUGGAGAUCCAUGACACGAACAAGGGCCACAAAUGCCCACAAUGUGACAAGAAAUUCAAUCAGUUAGGAAACCUGAAAGCACACCUGAAGAUCCACAUCGCAGACGGCCCUCUGAAGUGUAAAGAGUGUGGGAAGCAGUUCACUACAUCAGGGAACCUGAAGAGGCACUUGCGAGUUCACAGUGGAGAGAAGCCCUUUGUGUGUAUGCACUGUCAAAGAGCAUUUGCUGAUCCGGGUGCACUGCAGAGACAUGUGCGCAUUCACACAGGAGAAAAGCCUUGUCUUUGUCUGAUCUGCGGAAAAGGCUUCACACAGGCCAGUUCACUGAUUGCUCAUGUCCGACAGCACACUGGAGAGAAGCCGUAUGUGUGUGACCGCUGUGGCAAAAGGUUUGUGCAGUCCAGCCAACUGGCCAAUCACAUCCGCCAUCACGACAACAUACGACCCCACAAAUGCCAAACCUGCAACAAAGCGUUUGUCAAUGUCGGAGACCUCUCUAAACAUAUCAUCAUUCAUACAGGUGAAAAACCUUACCUUUGUGACAAGUGUGGCCGUGGGUUUAACCGUGUGGACAACCUCCGUUCCCACGUUAAAACCGUUCACCAGGGCAAAGCAGGAAUGAAGAGACUGAUACUGACUGAUGAAGACAACGAGGAAGACAAGCUGCUUCCCGCAACCGCCUCCGUGUCCGAGCUUGACGAGAACGAAGUCAAUAUCGUUACAGUCACCACCGAUGACAUUGUGACUUUAGCUACAGAAGCAUUGGCAGCUAACACUGUCGCACAGCUGACUGUGGUGCCUGUAGCAACAACUGUGUCUGCGGAUGAAACGGAGGCUCUGAAAGCUGAGAUCACAAAGGCUGUGGAGAAAGUGCAGGAGGCCGAUCCCAACACGCAGAUCUUAUACGCAUGUGACUCCUGUGGUGAGAAGUUCCUGGAUGCCAGUUCUCUUGCCCAGCACGUGCGCAUCCACACGGCCCAAGCUCUCGUCAUGUUCCAGGCCGACUCAGACUUCUACCAGCAGUACGAGGCGGCGGACGCCACAUGGCAGACCACCGAGCAGGUCAUUCAGGGAGAAGAGCUCCUCUUCAGGAGGGAGGGAGUGGAAGAGGCUAAUGAUGGCACCCAGGAUGAAGAGGUGCAUAAUGUACCUCAGACUGAGGAAGAGGAGGCGGAGUCACAGGCUGUAACUGAAGGAGAGGAUGUACAGAUUUGUGAAAGUGAGACACAGUGAUGCUUUACUGAGUGAAAAUCCCAGAAACAUCAAUAUAGUUCAGGACAUAUUCGGUAUUACUUGAAAUAUUACUAUGUAAAUCACAUGCUACAGUGUGGGCUUGUCUUUAAAAAUUGGUUGCAUAGCACAAGCACAUGAUUUCAUGCUUAGACUGUAAAUAAUUCUUUUAAAAGAAGUCAUUUGUUUUCCAACCUGACUGCACAUUUUUUCUGAUACUUAUCACACAACACCGAAGCGUCUAUAAUCUGCACCUUUCACUUUAUAUGGUUCCUUUACCAGCAUCUACAUUCUCAGCCAUGUACGGAGUUUUAAAUGUUAUAUACACUGUGCAUAACAUCGUAGCCUCUGUUCCGUCACAAUCUUAUCAGUUUCAUACGUUCCAGUUUUGUUUUUUGGUUGUUGUUUUUUUGGUUUUUUAUUAAAUGCUCAGAAGUACUAUAUAAAAUAAUUAGAAGCCAUGUAAAAAUCGGUAUGAUGCUAGCAGCUACUGGCUUGAAAGAGCAGCGCUAACGAAAUAAACAGAUCUUGUACAUCUUUUUAAUGACAA
Molecule: messenger RNA, 3667 nt
Organism: Tachysurus fulvidraco (yellow catfish)
Lineage: Eukaryota; Metazoa; Chordata; Actinopteri; Siluriformes; Bagridae
Gene: zbtb17
Product: zinc finger and BTB domain containing 17
Exons: 16
Coding region: 478-3120 (880 amino acids)
Biological process (GO): regulation of transcription by RNA polymerase II
Cellular component (GO): nucleus
Molecular function (GO): protein binding; DNA-binding transcription factor activity, RNA polymerase II-specific; RNA polymerase II cis-regulatory region sequence-specific DNA binding
Source: RefSeq, a predicted model, not a curated record